Lachnellula hyalina is the source of this 225-nucleotide messenger RNA. RefSeq lists its product as uncharacterized. NCBI's taxonomy places the organism in Eukaryota, Fungi, Ascomycota, Leotiomycetes, Helotiales, Lachnaceae. The record is from RefSeq and is a predicted model, not a curated record. The annotation marks the transcript as partial. The transcript has 2 exons.
AGUUCUCGCUUUAAUCCAAUACUCCGGUCCCGUACCAACUUUGCGCUUGUAGCACAUGUAGAAAAGUUGGGGGGUUAUAAUGGGAGUGUUAAUCUAGGAAGAAUAGUUGCUACACAUACAGUUCAGAAAGGCCAAGACAUAAUUAAGAAAUACACACAAAGAUCGCGGCAGAGCAAGGCAAAUGGCGAAAAAUAUACUUCGGAGCGCACUUUCUGCACUGAUUGA